CGCUCCGUUUGCUGUUUGCUCGCUGGUAUUCUGGCCGGCCCUCCACUUCGACACCAACAAGACCUCAUCUCUGGAGACUUGCAGGACACUAAGCUUCAAACAUGGCAUGGUACUAUUAUAUUGGCACUAUGCUCGGCGGAAAUGUCAUGCGCCCUGGAAAAACUGGCUUCGAUCAGGACGCUCUUGUUAGUUACGCCUUUCACGGAAUCAUGUUCUGGGCUCUCUUCAUGUAUCUGGGUUACAUUGAGCAAUCCGUGGAAUCACAGACCCAAUUGGUGACUGGGUUCUUGACGGUCAUUUUUGCCUGGUUCUUGUUAUCAUAUGCAUUCGGAUUAUGGCAAUUAAGAAAGGGGCAGACGAAGAUGGAUCCAGAGCCGACAACUCGGGCCUGGACUGGUGGACCUCAUCUAACCCCCGGCCAACGAGGCCUUCGGGAGGGUCUCAGUCACCUAAUGGGAUUCACGACCGCAUGGGGUAACGCAGACUUGAAGCUAAUUGCAGGCUUCCUUGUGGCAUUCGUUGCGGUGACCUUUGGGUUUUGGAAGAUAGAGCAAGAGAAGGAACGGGAAAUGGAGGAAAUCAUCAAACAGGCUCAGACACAGCCAGCUGAAGAGAGCACGCCAGACAGAGGGGACACAAAGGGUCCCCAGAGCAAGAAGGGGAAGAAAGAAUAAGCGUACUUAGAAUCCAUAGAGCGCAGAUAGUCUUCCUAGUGUAUUGGGCAGGUCCCAUUCCGUAACAAUACGAUUCUUUGAUAUUUAUA
Messenger RNA from Spizellomyces punctatus DAOM BR117, 763 nucleotides. RefSeq lists its product as uncharacterized. The record is from RefSeq and is a predicted model, not a curated record. Lineage: Eukaryota; Fungi; Chytridiomycota; Chytridiomycetes; Spizellomycetales; Spizellomycetaceae. The transcript has 3 exons. Bases 102 to 674 code for a protein of 190 amino acids.